CAAUAAUUCAACCCCGAAUCCAUUAGGAGGUCGACAUGCGGGGUCAUCCCAUUCGAAGGUGGCGGUCUGAUGCCGACUGAGUAGGCGAGCACGACAGGCGAACUCUUCCAGCAUUGAGGCAAUUGAACACGUACAGUAGUCGGCAGAUGCAUGGGCAGAUAGGGUGACUCAGCAAUCAGCAUUUUGUUCCCACAAUAAAUAAUUGACUGGGAGGCCAAGUCCUCUGCAGCGUCCCGCCUGGUGCUCAUCUACGCCGAUCACACUCCGACCUCUAUUGAUGAGCUUAGCUUAGCUGCUGCUCAUCACAAAGACAUUGCCUUCCAGGACUCUCAGGAUUCUGGAGUGAUAGUUGCCAGCCAUGACGACCAAUAACAUCAAGCUCGCCGAGUACAUAUUUGCCCGGCUAAAGCAGCUGGGAAUCGAGACGGUGCAUGGGGUGCCUGGAGACUACAACUUGGAAUUGCUGGACUACGUGGAACCAUCAGGACUGCAUUGGACCGGAAGCUGUAAUGAACUGAAUGGUGGUUAUGCCGCAGAUGGCUAUGCCAGAAUCAAAGGCGUGGGAGCUCUCAUCACGACAUUUGGGGUAGGAGAGCUCAGUGCGAUCAAUGCUAUUGCCGGAGCCUUUGCUGAACUGGCACCGGUCGUGCACAUCGUCGGGACACCUACUAGAGCACAGCACGAGUCCCGGAGCCUAAUCCAUCACACCUUGAAUGAUGGAGAAUACGGCCGCUUCGCUGAUAUGUACAAACAUGUCACAGUCGCUCAAGCUAAUUUGUCAGACCCGAGGACAGCUACGAGUCUGUUCGACGCCACGCUGUCACAGUGUCUACUACACCACCGCCCGGUAUACAUCCAGAUCCCCCUAGACAUGGUGCAUGCUGUUGUCAGUAGUGCACCUCUGGCAACUCCGAUCGAGGCUCCUCUGGCCAUCUUUUCCGGCAGCGAGGUUCCAGCUGUCGAUCUCCUCAAAGAGCGCAUAAGCACAGCUGUGAAGCCGGUCAUUCUUGUCGACGGCGAAAGCUUGGCUUAUGGAAUUCUGGAAGAACUUCACCAACUAAUUGAGACAACCGGCUGGCCGACUUGGACCUCAAAUUUCGGUAAAGGCUGCGUGGAUGAGACUCUACCCAACACAAGAGGUGUCUGGAAAGGCAACUGGUCGAGGAAAGAAGACCAGGAGUACGUAAGAUCUGCCGAUCUCGUCCUAUGCUUCGGUCCUCAUUUCAGUGGAACAAACUCAUAUUUCUACACUGGUAUUCCGCCAUCGAAGACGACAAUUUACUUCAAAUCCUCAUCCAUGACAGUCGAAGAUAAGAUUUUCAGAGACUUGCCUGUGAAGCAAUUCCUCUCAUUGCUUUUAAAACAAGUCGAUACCACAAAUCUGUCUUCACGAUCUACGAACCCAGCGCCCCAAGAAAUCAAAACACCUGCCAAAUUAGCAGACGACACGAAGUUAGACCAGCACAAUCUAUAUUCGGAGAUGCAACCCUAUCUACGCACAGGCGAUAUCAUACUCGGCGAGACUGGUACAGCAGGUUAUGGUGUACGAGAGCUGAGAUUGCCCAAAGCCGCCCGAUUGUUCAAGCCCACAACAUGGCUCUCAAUAGGAUACAUGCUGCCAGCGACCCAAGGAGCAGCUCUUGCGCAGCGUGAACUCGAUCAAGCUGGGAAAUGGCAGAGACACAACGACAAACUACCGCGCACGACUCUACUCAUUGGUGACGGCAGCUUUCAGAUGACAGCACAGGAGUUAAGUACGAUCAUCAAGGAAAAGCUCAACGUCACCAUCAUCCUACUCAACAACGAUGGGUACACAAUUGAGAGGUGCAUUCAUGGCAAAGACCAAGGCUAUAACGAUGUUGCGCGAUGGAGGUAUCUGAAUGCUCCGGCUUUCUUCGGCGUUGCGGCAGCAGAAGGAAGUGCGGAGGGAGAAUAUGUCGCCCACACGACUGUUGCGAAAACGGUAGGAGAGUGGCGGAAAGCUCUUGAUGAUGCAGACAAGCGUACGACUGCGGGUCUGACGAUGAUUGAGGUGAUUUUGGAUCGGGAAGACGCCAUGUCGCCAUUGUCUGAUUUGCUUGCAAAGCAGCUGUAGACAGCAUUGGAUAGAUCAUACAGCGGAUCUACACAUACCAGCCCCGAGCAAGAGGCGGCUCGACAGCUUGCUUCCCAUCAGCGAUCAUACACGAGAUAUUUCUCUUGCCUUGAGAUUCAAG
This is a messenger RNA of Cercospora beticola, 2216 nucleotides long. RefSeq names its product alpha-keto acid decarboxylase family protein. Lineage: Eukaryota; Fungi; Ascomycota; Dothideomycetes; Mycosphaerellales; Mycosphaerellaceae. Gene Ontology annotation, molecular function: magnesium ion binding; pyruvate decarboxylase activity; thiamine pyrophosphate binding. The record is from RefSeq and is a predicted model, not a curated record. Gene Ontology annotation, cellular component: nucleus; cytosol.